Bombus pascuorum is the source of this 860-nucleotide messenger RNA. Its product is annotated as haloacid dehalogenase-like hydrolase domain-containing protein 2. Gene Ontology annotation, biological process: dephosphorylation. Gene Ontology annotation, molecular function: phosphatase activity. The record is from RefSeq and is a predicted model, not a curated record. The coding region runs from base 44 to 817 and encodes 257 amino acids. The transcript is spliced from 4 exons. NCBI's taxonomy places the organism in Eukaryota, Metazoa, Arthropoda, Insecta, Hymenoptera, Apidae.
GCUGUGAGUAAACGUCGGAUAAAUCAUUGAAAUUGUAUAAAAUAUGGCGAAACAAAUAAAAAUGGUACUAAUAGAUCUUAGUGGAACACUGCAUAUUGAUAAUUCAGCGAUUCCAGGUGCUGUAGAAGCUCUACACAGACUUCGAAACGCUGGUAUACCGCUUAAAUUCGUCACAAAUACAACGAAAGAAUCCGGCAAUUUUUUAUAUGGUCGAUUGACAAAACUCGGUUUUGAUAUUAAGAAGGAAGAAAUUUUCAGUUCUUUAGCUGCAGCGAGGAAAUUGAUUAUUUCGCGGAAAUUAAAUCCAAUGUUAUUUAUUGAUCCUGCUGCUAAUGAAGAUUUCGAUGAUUUAAUAAGAAAUGACGAUAAAAAAGAUGCUGUAGUAAUAGGAUUGGCUCCAGAUAAGUUCAAUUAUGAAAAAUUGACCAAAGCAUUCAGAUUGCUGUUAGAUGGCGCAUCGCUCAUAGCCAUUCAUAAAGGGCGGUAUUAUAAAAGGCCAGAUGGUUUAGCUCUAGGACCAGGCGCAUUUAUCGCUGGUUUAGAAUAUUCCGCUGAUAUCAAGGCAGAAAUUGUCGGAAAACCAGCUGCAGAAUUCUUCAAAGCUGCUUUGGGAGAUAUACCUCCAGAAGAAGCGAUUAUGAUAGGCGAUGACGUUAAAGAUGACGUAGCUGGUGCACAAGCUAUCGGUAUCAGAGGACUUUUGGUACAAACUGGAAAGUAUCGAGAUGGAGAUGAAAAUACAAUUACACCGCCGCCUACAAAAGUAUGCAGCUCUUUUGUCCAAGCUGUAGAAUUUAUUCUUAAAAAAGAAAUUUAAGUAGUAUGAUUUUGCAACAGUGAAAGAAUAUUAUGUAUAUAUA